AUGCAGAAUGUUGCGGAUGAUUUUGCGAAUUAUGUGAACGUUGCAGUUGCAAUGGACGAGAUAUUGUCAUUCCACACCAAUUAUGAGAAGAAGUACUCAAGUCUCUACAACAUGGACAAGACGGUUGUCUUUAUAGACAACCCCGGAAAAGUAACACUGGACUAUUGUGGCACACGCAAUGUUGAUAUCAAUCACGGCGUAGCCGAAAACACUGGAUGA
Molecule: messenger RNA, 219 nt
Organism: Phytophthora nicotianae INRA-310
Lineage: Eukaryota; Oomycota; Peronosporomycetes; Peronosporales; Peronosporaceae
Exons: 2
Coding region: 1-219 (72 amino acids)
Source: RefSeq, a predicted model, not a curated record